This is a messenger RNA of Dendrobium catenatum, 3460 nucleotides long. RefSeq names its product putative pentatricopeptide repeat-containing protein At5g52630. The transcript has a single exon. The record is from RefSeq and is a predicted model, not a curated record. Bases 83 to 3307 code for a protein of 1074 amino acids. Gene Ontology annotation, molecular function: protein binding; RNA binding; zinc ion binding. NCBI's taxonomy places the organism in Eukaryota, Viridiplantae, Streptophyta, Magnoliopsida, Asparagales, Orchidaceae. Gene Ontology annotation, biological process: RNA modification.
UUCUAUACUUCUAUUCCUUAUUUUUAUUUUAUGUAAAAUAAGGAAAGGGAGAAAAAGAAAACUAGCCGAUCUUCGUUUGAAAAUGCUCUGCUCCCUCAGAUCCAUCAUCCCAUGCGCUCUUUCUCCAGCUCCUUCCUCUGUUCACUGUAAAUCCAGUCCAGCAACCACUUUUAUCUCUUCUCAGGCAAAACUCGUAUCCUCCUCUCUCAAUGGUUUCAAUGGCCCUCAAACUCUACUCACUCAACCUGUUAUUCCCAUCUCCGACGCCAACUUUCGCCCAUAUUCUUCCCUCAUCCAAUCUUGUAUCGACUCCCAAUCCUUCGAUGCUGGAAAAUCCAUCCAUUCCCAGAUGCUCUCCGAGGGCUUCGUCCCUGAUACCUACUUACAAACCAAAAUCCUUAUGCUUUACGCGAGGAGUGGCGACAGGGAUGAUGUAGCCGUCGCACGCAAAAUGUUUGAUGAAAUGACUGAAAGAAACUACACUGCUUGGAACACCAUGAUCCUGGCUUAUUCACGGGAAAAGGAUCACGACGAGGUUCUCCAACUCUUUUUGCAUAUGCUGAGAGAUGGAACUUCCCCUAGUAAAUUCACAUUCCCUAGUGUGAUCAAGGGAUGCAUUUCACUGGAUGACAAAGAGGCUGUUUCUCAAGUUCAGAGUUUGAUAAUUAAGGUUGGAUUGAAUAGCAAUGUAGUUGUAGGUGGGGCUUUAGUUGAAGGGUAUUCUAAGUUUGGAUGGAUGAAUGACGCAGCUGCUGCUUUCGAUGAGAUUGAUGGAGACAAUGUGAUCAGUUGGAAUGCCAUUCUAAGUGGCUAUCUCAAGCUCUCAUUACUGGAGGAAACAUGGUGUUCUUUCCAUGAGAUGCUUUGCGUUGGUACUAUCCCUGAUCACUUCACAUUUGCUACUAUCAUAAGAGCAUGUGGCACCAUGAAAUCUUUGAGCAAAGGGAAACUAGUUCAUUCAAAUUUAAUUGUUUCUGGGUAUGAAUCUGAUAUUUUCGUGGCAAAUUCUCUUAUUGACAUGUAUUCCAGCUGCGGCGAUGAAUAUAGUAGCAGAAUGGUGUUUGAGCUUAUCAAGGAAAAGAAUCAAGUCAGCUGGAACUCCAUGAUAGCUAGCUAUGCUCACCUUGGGUUCUAUGAUGAGGCUUUUCAUCAAUUCUCAAGAAUGCAGGAUUCUGGUCAUCGAUGCGACAGGUUUAAUUUAGGAAGCAGUCUUGCGGCUUGUGCCGCAUUGCCUGAUUUGGAUAUGGGCAGGCAGUUUCAUGGCUACCUGCUAAGGAGAUUCCUUGAUAAGGAUUUGAUACUUGGUACUGCAGUUGUUGAUAUGUAUGCAAAGUGUGGCUGCCCAGAGAAAGCUCACCAUGCCUUCGAUAAAUUGGACGAGAGGAGUGAGGUCUCUUGGAAUGCUUUGAUUUCAGGAUAUGUACAACAUGACAAUGUAGAAGCAGCAAUUCAUCUAUAUCAUAAGAUGAGAUUAGUAUUCCCUCCUGACCAAUUCACACUUGCCAAUCUGUUAACUCUAGCUGCUAAUCAAGGGACUGUAGAUCUAGGAAAGCAGAUUCAUGCCUACAUAAUUAGAUCUGGUACUAAUCUAAAUGUGGUUGUGGAGACUGAACUGGUUAACAUGUAUGCUAGAUGUAAAAGGUUAAGAGAAGCUGGAAGUAUUUUCUACGGUAUGCAGGAAAGGAAUAAUUACUCCUGGAAUUCUUUUAUGGAUGGACACGAGCAAGUUGGUAAUUAUUCAUUUGUGUUAUGUUUAUUUUACCAAAUGCAACUUCAUGGGACAAAGCCAGAUAGUUUUUCGCUGGCCAGCGCCCUCUCUUCUUGCAUCGGUCUUUCCGAUUUAAAAGUUGGGAAGCAAAUUCAUAGCUUUAUGAUUAGAAACGCAAUGGAAGAUCAUAAAAUUCUUCGUUGCUUGCUUGUUAAUUUGUAUGCACAAUGUGAGGCCAUGAAAUAUGCCUAUGAAGUUUAUGAGAUAGCUAGAGACAAAGAUGUUUAUCUCACUAAUGUGAUGAUAUCAGCAUUGUUAGAACGCAAAAGAGUCGAUGAAGCAAGAGAGGUUUUUGAUCAGAUGGGAGAGCGAACAUUAGUUUCAUGGAAUAUGAUGUUAAUGGGAUACUCAAAAUGUGGUUUUAAGAAUGAGGCCUUCAGACUGUUUAUUAGAAUGACCAUAGAAGGGGUGAUUUAUGAAUCACUAACCCUUGUUCCUUUGUUCAACAUCUGUGCAAGCUUACCAGCCCUGGAACUUGGGGAGAUGCUUCAUACCAUUGUGAUCAAGAGAAGUUUCUCUUAUUGUUCAGUAGUCUUGGACAGUGCAAUGGUUGACAUGUACUUAAAAUGUGGGUCUCUAGAAGAUGCUAGAAGCUACUUCGAUCGCAUGGAUGAGCGAAAUAUUGUGGUAUGGAAUUCAAUGAUAACUGGAUAUGGAAAGCAUGGGCAAAGCUGUGAGGUCUUUGUGCUGUACAGGAAAAUGCAGGAGGAAAAUGUAAAGCCAACUGGUGUGACCUUCCUCUCCCUGCUUUCAGCUUGCAGCCAUGGCGGGCUUGUAGAAAAAGGAAUAAGUUGUUUCAUCAAUAUGUUAGAGGAAGAUGAAGUUGAGGUUCGAGCUGAACACUACAGUUGCAUGGUGGAUCUCCUAGGCCGAGCAGGAUUCCUAAAAGAAGCUCAUGAAGUCAUCAAUAAGAUGCCAAUAGAGCCUGAGGUGUCAACCUGGGGAGCCUUGCUUGGGGCUUGCCGGCUGCAUAAAGAGGUUGGCUUUGGGCGGCUUGCGGCGGAGAAGCUCUUUGAAUUAGAUUCAGAGAAUUCUGGACACUAUAUUUUGAUGGCAAACAUAUAUUCAUCAGUAGCAAUGUGGAAGGAGGGUGAUCAGAUAAGAGAGCUGAUGAAAUCAAGAGGUGUGAAGAAGGAGCCUGGAGUAAGUUGGAUCCAGAUAGAUAAUGAAGCUCAUACCUUCCAUGCCGGGGAUCGAAAUCAUCCUCUUGCUGAAGAAAUCUACAGGACUUUGAAGGAGUUAGCAGGAAAGAUGAAGACAAUGGGCUAUGUUCCUGAUGAUAAUUAUGUGCUUAGAAGUGUGGAUGACUCUGAGGAGUACUUGCUUCAGCAUAGCGAGAGAUUAGCAAUUGGCUUAGGCCUCAUAAAAUUGCAUAAGAGAUCUGUAAUUCGAGUAUUUAAGAACUUGCGCAUAUGUGGAGAUUGUCAUUCUGCUAUUAAGCUCAUAUCUGAGAUUACUGGGAGAACCAUAUUAGUAAGGGAUAAUAACAGAUUUCAUCAUUUUAAGGAUGGGAUUUGUUCUUGUGGGGGUUAUUGGUGAUAGAAGCAGCUAUAUUACAUUUCAUGGAGAAGCUCUCUUCACUUAAGCAAUUGCUUGGUAUUCCAAGUAAGCAGGUAUUAUCUUGCUGAGGUCUGUAAUUUAGGCUUCGUUUGGGACGGCUUUCUUACUGCUUCUCAAAGCGGCUUUUUAGCA